This is a messenger RNA of Catharus ustulatus (Swainson's thrush), 6020 nucleotides long. RefSeq names its product protein tyrosine phosphatase non-receptor type 14 (gene PTPN14). The transcript has 19 exons. Bases 217 to 3792 code for a protein of 1191 amino acids. Gene Ontology annotation, cellular component: cytoskeleton. NCBI's taxonomy places the organism in Eukaryota, Metazoa, Chordata, Aves, Passeriformes, Turdidae. Gene Ontology annotation, biological process: protein dephosphorylation; lymphangiogenesis. The record is from RefSeq and is a predicted model, not a curated record. Gene Ontology annotation, molecular function: protein tyrosine phosphatase activity.
GCCGCUCUCCCUCCCUGCCUCCCUCCCUCCCUCCGCCUCCCGCGGGCGCGCACAAAGCCGGAGCGCCGCGCUGCCCAGCAGGAAUCCCGUGGAGCUGGCCCCAGGAAUGGACAGCCGGCUGUGUUUCUGGAGCAGAGCAGAGCCAGCUGAAGGAGCCCAGGAGUGCUGAUAGCUGCGGGAAGAGCCCGGGGCAGGGCUCGCUGCCGCCUGCCAGCCAUGCCUUUCGGCCUCAAACUGCGGCGGACCCGGCGCUACAACGUGCUGAGCAAGAACUGCUUCGUGACCCGGAUCCGGCUGCUGGACAGCAACGUGAUCGAGUGCACGCUGUCCGUGGAGAGCACGGGGCAGGAGUGCCUGGAAGCUGUGGCGCAGAGGCUGGAAUUGCGCGAGACUCACUACUUCGGCCUGUCGUUUCUCAGCAAGAGCCAGCAAGACCGCUGGGUUGAACUGGAAAAGCCUCUGAAGAAGCAGCUGGACAAAUUUGCCAAUGAGCCUUUGCUUUUCUUUGGGGUAAUGUUCUAUGUGCCCAGCGUCUCCCGACUGCAGCAGGAGGUAACAAGAUAUCAGUAUUACCUGCAGGUGAAAAAGGAUGUUCUAGACGGGCGAUUGAUAUCCUCAUUCGAGCAGGGAAUUCGACUGGCUGGUCUGGCAGUGCAAGCGGAUUUUGGAGACUAUAAUCAGUUUGAAUCUCAUGACUUCCUCAGAGAAUAUGUCUUGUUUCCUAUGGAUUGGACUCAGGAUGAAGCUGUCCUGGAGGAGCUGACUCAAAAGGUUGCUCAGGAACACCGAACUCACAGUGGCAUUACAGCAGCAGAGGCUGAGCUAAUGUACAUCAAUGAAGUGGAACGUCUGGAUGGGUUUGGACAGGAAACUUUCCCUGUGAAGGAUAACCAUGGAAAUGACAUACACCUUGGGAUUUUCUUCAUGGGCAUCUUCAUAAAAAACAGAAUUGGAAGGACAACUGUGAUUUAUAGGUGGAAUGACAUUGGGAAUAUUGCUCAUAACAAGUCUUCAAUUGUUCUAGAGUUGAUCAACAAAGAAGAGAAUGUUCUCUUUCACACAGAUGAUCUUGAAAAUGCCAAAUAUAUUUCACGUCUGUUUGCAUCAAGACACAAGUUUUACAAACAGAACAAAAUCUGCACAGAACAAUCAAAUUCUCCUCCCCCUAUCCGACGACGGCCGACCUGGAGUAGGUCAUCUUUGCCAAGACAACAUCCUUUUAUACUGCCUCCUAUGCAUGUCCAGUGUGGAGAACACUACACUGAAACACAUAAUUCACAAGAUAGCAUUUUCCAUGGAAAUGAAGAAACUUUCUACUGUAGGUCUCAGACCAGUUUGGAUAGGUGUCCAAUGGACUUCAGCUACUUGAAUGGUAAUGGACCCAAUGGGAGUGUAUGCAGUGCCCACAGCAUGAACUCCCUCAAUCGCUCACAGAACUUCAUCCAGGCAUCUCCAAUGUCCUCAAAUCUGAGCAUCCCGGGAAGUGACAUCAUGAGAGCAGACUACAUCCCCAGCCACAGGCACAGUGCAAUCAUCGUCCCGUCUUACAGGCCAACCCCAGAUUACGAAACUGUCAUGAGGCAAAUGAAGAGAGGGGUGAUCCAGAUGGAUAGCCAAAGUCAGUCUUUGAGGAACCUCAAUAUUGGAAACACACAUGCCUACAACCAGCCAGAAGACCUCGUUUACAGCCAGCCCGAGAUCCGAGAGAGGCACCCUUACACCGUCACCUACGGGCCCCAGGGGGGCGGCUAUAACAAGCCCGUGGCACCGUCUGACCAAAUGAACCCCAGCAAUGCCGCUCAGAGCAAGGCAGCAGCCAGCGCCAUAUCGCACACGGUCAGCACCCCAGAGCUGGCCAACAUGCAGCUGCAGAGCGGCCAGAGCUACAACACCACCCACAUGCUGAAGAACUACCUGUUCAGGCCCCCGCCUCCCUACCCGCGCCCGCGCCCGGCCACCAGCACGCCCGACCUGGCCAGCCACCGGCACAAGUACGUCAGCGGCAGCAGCCCGGACCUGGUGACCCGCAAGGUGCAGCUCUCGGUGAAAACCUUCCAGGAGGACAGCUCGCCCGUGGUGCGCCAGUCGCUGCAGGAGGUCAGCGAGCCCCUCAUGGCCGUGAAGCACCACGCGGCCGUCAACAAGCGCCACAGCCUGGAGGUCAUCAGCAACAUGGUGCGCGGCAUAGAAGCCAUGGCCUUAAAAACGCUGAACGCGCCUCUGCCGCGCAGGAACACGCUGCGGGAGCAGGUGCCGCCCGAGGAGGCUGCUCAGAUGGGCCACGAAGUUCAGCAAGUCCCUCACUACCACCACAAAAAGACGUUUUCUGAUGCCACGAUGCUGAUACACAGCAGUGAAAGCGAAGAGGAAGAGGAAACGCAAGAAUCCGUGUCCCGGAUAGCAGCCCUCCAUGAGAACAUGGAGUACAGUGCUCAGCUGCAAGCUGCCUUGGCUAGGAUACCAAAUAAACCUCCUCCGGAGUACCCUGGGCCUCGAAAAAGUGUCAGCAACGGAGCGCUGAGGCAGGACCACGUCAGCAUUUCCGUGGCUGUAGCCAGGGCCAAGGCCAUGAGGCCGGGGCCUUCCAAAGCCAUCAGUGUCUCUCGGACUGAUCAAGUGGCCAUCAAUGGGUCGUCACUGGGGCCCUCCAUCUCGGAGCCCGACCUCACCAGCGUGAAGGAGCGGGUCAAGAAAGAACCGGUCAAGGAAAGGCCUGUGUCUGAAAUGUUCUCUAUCGAGGACAGCAUUAUAGAAAGAGAGAUCAUGAUGAGGAAUCUAGAAAAGCAGAAGAUGGCAGGCCUGGAGGCCCAGAAGAGGCCCUUGAUGUUGGCAGCACUGAACGGACUCUCAGUUGCUAGGGUUCCAGUGCCGGAGGACAACCAGGAUGAAGUCACCAAGGUGCCAAUGGAUGAGAGGUGUAAAAUCUUGAGGAGGAAGCUGGAGGAGGGGAUGGUGUUUACAGAAUACGAGCAGAUUCCAAAGAAAAAGGCAGAUGGGAUCUUCACCACUGCUGCCCUGCCUGAAAACACGGAGCGCAACCGCAUCAGGGAGGUCGUUCCCUACGAGGAGAACCGAGUGGAGCUGGUGCCGACCAAAGAAAACAAUACAGGCUACAUCAAUGCUUCACACAUCAAGGUGACUGUAGGUGGAGAGGAGUGGCACUACAUUGCUACCCAAGGGCCCCUUCCACACACAUGCCAUGACUUCUGGCAGAUGGUGUGGGAACAGGGGGUGAAUGUUAUAGCCAUGGUCACAGCUGAAGAGGAGGGAGGAAGAAGUAAGAGCCAUCGUUACUGGCCUAAACUGGGCUCUAAGCACAGCUCAGCCACUUAUGGGAAGUUCAAGGUGACCACCAAGUUCCGCACAGACUCCGGCUGCUUUGCAACUACUGGUCUGAAGGUCAAGCACCUUCUCUCAGGACAAGAGAGGACAGUGUGGCAUUUGCAGUAUACUGACUGGCCAGACCAUGGGUGCCCAGAAGAAGUCCAAGGCUUUCUGUCUUACUUGGAGGAGAUCCAGUCGGUGCGUCGGCACACCAACAGCGUGCUGGACAGCAGCAACACCUGCAAUCCCCCCAUCGUGGUGCACUGCAGUGCAGGCGUGGGGAGGACUGGAGUGGUGAUCCUAACAGAGCUCAUGAUCUGCUGCUUGGAGCAUAAUGAAAAAAUGGACGUUCCUGUGAUGCUGAGACACCUGCGGGAGCAGAGAGUGUUUAUGAUCCAGACCAUAGCCCAGUACAAAUUUGUCUACCAAGUGCUCAUACAAUUCCUCCAAAACUCAAGACUUAUUUAAUCUUUUCAAGCAUCCCAGACCCAGCAUUGUGGAUCUGACUGAACCUUACUGAUGAACAAGGGGAACUGCCUUGACAACACUGUGUGCAUAUAUUGCACUUUUUAAAGUUGUCUUGAAAGUAAGGAAUUAUGGUUCUUUACUAGUCUCCCAUGGAUUAUUUUAUACAAGAUAUAAUUUAUUUUUCUUGGAAUAACUUUUGAAUUACUUUAUAACUUGUAAAACUUAUAGUGACCUUCAAAGUGAACCACAUUUGACAUGACUGGUCUGCAUUGUAACAUGCCUGUAAGGAAAACAAUCCUUUGUAAAGGUAGUUUGCUGGCUUUUAUUUUGCUGCACAGCCUCUGAAACCUACAGUUAUUUGGCAGUGGGCUUUUUCUCACGUAAGGACGUUCUGGACCCAGUAUGUGGCUUCUCUGGUAAAAACAAGACCUGCUAGAUGUCAGCUACAGCUCUGAGUGGAAGCUGAGGGUGCACAGCACGGAGACCUGAGCUUCUGCACGUGCAGCCAGGCGCGUUACGGAGGGCUCAAGCACAGGACAUUGUGAGGACAGAGAGUUUUGGGUGCUAAACUGUUCAAAUUCCAGAAGAAUUACAGUUUUAGAUUAGUCCUUGAAAAAAAAUCAAUAUUGUAUCUUUUUAAGGAGGCCUUUUGCUGCUGUGUGCAAGCCUUGAAGGGACUCAUAAGAAGCAAUGUAGGGUGAAGUGCAGUGACCUACUACAGGCUGAAGUCAGUGAAUGACUUUUUCCAAUAACUCUGGUGGUCUGAGAGUUGAACAGCAGAGGAUUUUCAACCAAAUAUAUCUAGAAAAAAAAUCCAAAUCAAGCACCUUCUCAUGAAUUACACUGAAAGUAUUAUUGCCUUGAGGCUCACCCUGUGUAGAAAAGGAAUCACAUUGAAAUUAGGCAUCUCCAGUUGCCUUAGUCUUCAUGUGUGAACUAUUGUUGGAUGGUAGAGAAGGAAUCUGACUAGAAAGGUGCCUUGCAGGUCUCUGGACUCAGCCCUGCUCACCCCACUGCUGACUUUAAACUUGGAUAGGCUUCUCCAGGGUCACAUCCAGUUUCAGAAUUCUCAAGGGUGAAGAUUUCACAGCCUCUCAGGGCACGUGAUGCAAUGCAGUUACUUUGUCAUGGUGAAAUCACCUUUCUCAGUACCCCUUCCCCAGAUACUUUUAAUAUUUUAAUCCUACUGUUGCUUUUCUGUUGCACCCCCACCUCCAAACCUUCAAUGUACAUAGGCCUAAGCAAACAAGCACUCUUAAUUUCAGCACUAAGGGGACUAAAAUUAGUGGAGAGCCUGAACUAAGGUUCUAUACCUGAAUGUUUCUUGAAUGUGUUUAAAACUGCACUGUUGAUUUGGUGCUCUGCAAUAUAGGCCUAACAUGAUGACAGAGUUCCUGGUGAAGACUUGUAGUCACUAAAAAAUGGAGAGGAAUUGUUUCACUGUAAUACCUUGACCAUGUUCUUUUUAGGGAUCAGUUGAGUUUUCAGUCAACUUCAGUUUUCCUCAGAUUUUUUCUGCCAGUGCCAACAUAUCUCUUGUUAAAUUAGCAGCAACCAUUUAAAGUCUUUUCAGCAGCAUCUGCAUGAUAAUUGCGGAGAGAUGCUUUAUAUCUGGGAAAAAAGCCAAGGAAUAAACCUUGAAGCAAAGUGUAUUAAAUUAGUUAUCUCGUUAUAACUUUUUGAAUAAUUUCCUAAUGAUGAAUUAAGUUUGAACUCAGAGCUGUCAAGUCCCAUUGCUCCACUUGGAUGUGAGAAGUAGAAAAUCAGGAGGGAAAAGAAUCUGUUCUUAUGUCUUAUUAUUCAGCUGCUCUUGGCUAAAAUGUGUAUUUCUGCUGCUACAGUGAGCACAGGAAAGUUAUUGCAUAAGAGAGUGUGAAGAGCUGUGUUUGAAGGGAAGAAAAUUAAGCAAAUGUUUUUUUAUGCAAAGAUGCAUCAUAGGUGUCUUAGAAAAACAUUAAUUAGAAAAAGGCACAAAAAAUCCUUUCCAAAUUAAGUCAGUGCCUAUUAAUGAGCCAAAUAAGUGGCCAUGUGGUAAACAGUCAUUUCCAAUUAACUCCUAAUGUGGCUGGUAUGGUAGAUAGAGGCCAAUGUGAGUCACUUUUUCCCUUUCAUUGUCAAAGAAUGGUAAUUUUAAAUUUUUCCUUUCAUCUGACUUCAAUGUAUUUUUCCCUGCUAGAUUUUAUCUUGACUAGAUCUGUUAAUAUCAUAAGUGAAUUGGGCUUGUGCAU